CCGGCUCCCGCCCGGUUCCCGGCUCCCGCCGGGGCCGCGGCCCGAGCCGCCCUCCCGCCGGCCGGGGCGGGGCCGCCUUUGAAUGGCGCGGCGGGAAGAUGGCGGCGGCACCGUUAUCGGCCCGAGCGGUGCCGCCGCAGCCUCGGCCGCGGGGCUCGGCGGCGGCGGCAGCUCCCUCACGCCGGCGCGGGCCGUGCCGCCCGGCCCCGCCGCUCCCCGCCGCGCUGUGCUGAGCCCCCCGCCCGGCCUCGACCUCGACCUCUCCCUGCGCCGCAGCGGCUCGGCAGGGCAAUAUCAGCAGCUAAAUGUUCCUGAAGACCAAGCAAACAAGUUGCUCCUUGCAAGCUGGGGUCUUCCCAAAGCAGUUCUGGAGAAAUACCACAGUCUGGGAGUAGUGCAGAUGUUUGAAUGGCAAGCAGAAUGCCUGAUGCUUGGACAAGUUCUGGAAGGGAAGAACCUCGUUUACUCAGCUCCCACCAGUGCUGGAAAGACUCUGGUUGCAGAGUUGCUUAUUUUGAAGCGGGUCCUGGAGACUCGUAAGAAAGCUCUUCUCAUCCUUCCCUUUGUCUCUGUGGCCAAGGAGAAGAAAUGUUACCUGCAGGCCCUGUUCCAGGAGGUGGAUGUGAGAGUUGAAGGCUACAUGGGAAGCAUGGCUCCUGCUGGACGUUUCUCUGCUCUGGAUGUUGCUGUCUGCACUAUUGAGAAAGCCAAUGGACUAAUCAAUAGGCUCAUAGAAGAAAACAAAAUGGAUUCAUUGGGAGUGGUGGUUGUGGAUGAGUUGCACAUGCUGGGAGACUCUCAUCGAGGAUAUCUGCUGGAACUCCUCCUGACCAAAGUGAGAUAUGUUACAGAGAAGGUAGCAAAAAGACACAGAAAGAACACCAGUCCUGGUUUUGGUGGGAUACAGAUAGUAGGCAUGAGUGCUACCCUCCCUAACCUGGGGCUCCUGGCCUCAUGGUUAGAUGCAGAGCUCUACUGUACAGAUUUCCGCCCUGUGCCCCUCAAGGAGUGGGUGAAAAUUGGCAGCAACAUAUAUGACUCCUCCAUGAAUUUAGUGCGAGAAUUCCAGCCCAAGCUGCAACUGAAGGGAGACGAAGACCAUAUUGUGAGCCUGUGUUAUGAGACUGUUUGUGGUGGCCAUUCAGUCCUGCUCUUCUGUCCAUCCAAGAACUGGUGUGAGAAUCUGGCAGACAUCAUUGCCAGGGAGUUCUAUGGUUUGCAGCAAACUGAGAGUUCUGCAAAAAAUUCAUCCCUUACCCCAGUUUUUGUGAACAGAGAAGGGAUUGAUGAGGUCCUGGAUCAGUUAAAGCGUUCAAUUUCCGGCCUGGACUCUGUGCUCCAGCGCACUUUGCCAUGGGGAGUGGCAUUUCAUCAUGCAGGUCUGACUUUCGACGAGCGGGACAUCAUUGAGGGAGCCUUUCGGCAGGGCCUGAUCCGAGUCCUGGCCGCCACCUCCACGCUGUCGUCGGGAGUGAACCUGCCCGCGCGCCGCGUCAUCAUCCGCACCCCCACCUUCGGUGGCAGGCUGCUGGACAUCCUCACCUACAAGCAGAUGGCUGGAAGGGCUGGCAGGAAAGGGGUAGACACAGAGGGUGAGAGCAUUUUAGUCUGCAAGCCCUCAGAGAGAUCAAAAGGUGCUGCUCUACUUCAGGGAUCUCUCAAGCCUGUUAGCAGCUGUUUGCUUAGAAGAGAAGGGGAAGGUGUUGCUUCUAGCAUGAAAAGAGCAAUACUUGAGAUCAUAGUGGGGGGAGUAGCCAACACUCCAGAGGAUGUGCAGACCUAUGCCUCUUGCACUCUGCUUGCAUCCAGCUUGAAAGAAAGCAAGUGGGAAAAUGGGAAAGAGCAAGACAAAGCACAGGCUGGACCUAUUGAGGCUUGUGUGGCAUGGCUGCUGGAAAAUGAAUUCAUUCAGGUUGUGGACUCUGGCAAUGAUGUGAAAGAAAAGGUUUAUCACCCAACACAUCUUGGCUCAGCUACUCUUUCCUCUUCUCUUUCACCAACUGAAGCCAUGGAAAUCUUUGCUGACCUGCAGCGAGCUAUGAAAAGCUUUGUUCUGGAGAAUGAUCUGCAUAUUGUCUAUUUGAUCACCCCGGUAUAUGAGGAGUGGACCACCAUUGACUGGUACCAGUUUUUCUGCUUAUGGGAGAAGCUGCCUGCCUCAAUGAAACGUGUGGCUGAGCUGGUGGGGAUUGAAGAAGGCUUUCUAGCUCGCUCUGUAAAGGGCAAAAUCACAGCUAAAACAGAGAAACAGCACAGACAAAUGGCCAUCCACAAAAGGUUUUUCACCAGCCUUGCCCUUCUGGAUUUAAUCAGCGAGGUUCCUUUACAAGAUAUGACCAAGAAAUAUGGCUGUAGUCGUGGUCAGCUUCAAUCCUUGCAGCAAUCUGCUGCCACUUAUGCAGGAAUGAUAACAGUUUUCUGUAAUCGACUGGGCUGGCACAACAUGGAGUUGUUGCUGUCUCAGUUCCAGAGCCGCCUGACUUUUGGGGUGCAGAGGGAGCUCUGUGACCUGGUGCGAGUGUCUCUGCUGAAUGCCCAGCGUGCCAGGACACUUUACAGCGCUGGCUUUGUCACCGUGGCUGAUCUCGCUAAGGCCAGGCCUGAGGAUGUGGCAGCUGCUCUGAAGAACUCAGUACCAUUUAAAAGUGUUCGUAGGGCUGUGGAUGAGGAUGAAGAGUCAGCAGAGGAGCGUCGGGCUGUGCGCAGCAUCUGGAUGGCUGGAAUGAAGGGCUUCACUGAAAGAGAAGCAGCCUCUGUCAUUGUGGAGGAAGCCAGGAGACUUCUGCAGCAGGAUUUAGCACUGCUGGGGCUGCAGUGGAACCCAGAGUCUUUUCUUGAGACUGAUACCUCCUCUGUGAUCAGCAGUGAGUCAGAACUGGAAGACAGACAGCACAGAUCAGAUGGAGAGGAGUCUGCUGAGUCUUCAAGGGUGUAUAACAAAAAAGGGUGCAGAGUUCAACACUGUAAUGGCCUUGGUUCUCAGAUUGGAAACUUAUCAAAUAUUAAAAAGGGAUGUAAAAGGCGACUGAGCAGUAGCACAGAAAGCUCUGUAUUUGAUGAAGUCCUGGGCAGGAAACAGGCUCGAGCAGAGGAAGGCAAGGAUGAUUUUGUGUCCAGUGCUAGAAAACGGCCAAAUGUGUGCAGAGGAAAUGAAAACACAGAAGAUAUUUCUCUGGUCAAAACCAAGAUGAAUUCCAGAACAGCAGUCCAAGAGCACCUUACUGAACAAGUUAAAAUACCAACAUUGAGAAGAGAGUCUUCAGCCUCUAGAUUGAUUAAAAGCACAGAUACACAUUUAAAUCAGACUAGGAACAAAAAUACUGCUUCAAAACUGCAGGGGUCACUUCUUGAGGAUUCAAAUAAGCUUAGUAUAGAUAGACAAAAGCUGCCUGUUUCUUGCACCACCAUCUCUACAGAUAAUUCUGUUUCAAAUCAAAAUAAUAAGGAAUUUUUAGAAACAGAUCCUGUAACUAAUAAAGUCUCAAGUUCUGUACAGAUGGGGGGUGUUAACAUUGGGAAGAAAGACAAAAUGGAAGGAUUAUUUACAGAGCCUACCAGCACUAAUGAAGGUAUGCCUAAGGGGAGGGCAGGUUUUCAGGCACCUGUUAUGCUGAAGGGUACUCCACACACCAGUGUGGAGACACACAGUAUUGUAGGAAGUCGAGGAAUACCUGACAGUGCUAGGGCACUGAGAACUGACAAAACUGAUGUUAAGCAGAAUAAAAGGAAUAAAACUCAAACAGAUGCAAGCUCUGCUGAGGCAGGGAUUGAUAAGCAUUCGUGUCCUGGUGAAGAGAAAACCUGCAGUAUUCAGAUUCAAAAUGCUGGCAAAAAUGGGAGUGAAAAGCCCAAUGGAAUAUCGUUGCAAGCUGGAACAAUGCAGAAUGGCAAUGGCAACAGUCAUCCUAAAGAUUUUCUGAAAGAGUUUUUAGUAAAAUCCAGAGGUGUUUGCCAUGCUGAUGGUGUUCAGAAUGAUCCAGCCUCUCAUCUGUUUUCUGACUCUAGAGACUUUGAAGACAGCAUCCAGUUGGAUACUCAAACUGAGAUGAUAAUAAAACAGGAGGGAGCAGCUGGAAUCACAGGACAGCAGGGGAUACAAGGUUCAGAGCUGGCAGCAAUACCACAGCAGGGAAUACCAGAAAAAGAAAGCAGUUUUUGGACUGAGAAUGAUACUGAUAAAAGGCUGGCUGCAACAGUUAGGAAAGUGAGCUUCCCAAGUCGUAUCACAACAAAUGACAUUAUGAAAAACACAACUCAGCACUGUAGUAAUAAAGUUUUGGAGUCUGGAGGCCUUAAUUUGCAGCCUGUAGUGAAGAAAAUAGAACCUGCACCUUGCCUUAAAGAAAGUGAUUUCUCAAUGACUGACUCACAGCUACACAGUUUUCUACAAGAUUACCAGACCCAAAAUUCAGUGAAAGGGGAGAGUGUGUCUAAAGACUUGAAUAAAGCAACCUCCCACUUUGCUAGGGAACACAUUGUACAAGUAGAAUGCCAGCCUGUCCCUGAAACAAGCCUAAAUAUGAGCGAUAGCUUGCUGUUUGAUGAUAGCUUCAGUAAUGUCAGUGACCUUUCAGCUGUUCACAUCAUGGAAGCUGAUGGAAAGGACCCUGUGGCUUUGCUUCCUCCAGAUGGUGUUUUGCAGAAUCCAAGGCCUGUUGAGAAUAAAUUUGAUGUCGGUGACAAUCAGAAAGAACAUGAGGAUCCUGCACAGUGUAACAAUGUGUCUUUAGCAUCCUCAGAUGUAAUAGCAGAAGUUUUAGACCAUGGAAACUCCCCAUCUUUUCUGAAAGACAUUCCUUCUACAUUUCAAGGUCAGUCAGGAUUAAGAAACUCAGUCAUUUGUAGCAGUGACCCCAGACCAAAGGACUUAGUAGCAGAUCAAGGUGAAAAGCUCCAGAGAAGCCACCAAGCUUUUGAAAAGAACCCCCAUCCAGUGGUGUGGACGGAAUGCUCAUUUGAACUAAGCCCAGGAUUGCAGGAUGUGUUGGACAAAUGGCCUAGCCUCUCAGGCAUUGAAACAGCUUCAGCAAGCUCCAGUUUGAAAGGAGAGUUAGUUGCUCCUAUUGUUAGUCAAGAGCCAGAUCCAGUUUUUGAAUCUGACUGUUGUGAGCAAAAGCCUUUGCCCACUUGCCAGGAUUUAAAAAGCUCUUUCAAGGUUAAAGAAAAAGAAAAGGAAAACUUGGAUCUUCAGAAGACACAUGGCAUAACGCUUCAUCUCGAGGGAAGCAACAGAACAUCCUGUCCUGCACCAGAUAGUAAUAAUGGGUUUAUUCCUCCAACACCUCCCAAAGAGCUUUUUCCAAAAUGUUCUGUUUCUCUCCCAUCUGCAAGAAAGGGACAAGUCACCUGCAAAAAAGAAGGGCAGAUGAUUCAGCUGCAGUGGAAUAGUGAGGGCAACGCAGAGCAGCAGGUAAAAACAUUCCAGGGCAAUCUUGAGUAUCUAGACCCAGCUGAGACAGAAGAGAUAAAAGAUGAUUCCACUGUAGACCAAGGCUUUUCACUGCAGCUAUCUCAGGAUGUUUUUCCAUUUGUUCCCUUAAGUGCUGAAAGUUUCACUAUUAUUGAUGUAGCAAGCGACAAAACACUUUUCCAGACUUUUAUUGCAGAAUGGAAAGAGAAAAGCAGAUUCUCCAUCUCAGUGGCAUGUGAAAGAACAAAGUGCCUUUUGUCUCCCAAAUCAACGAUUGGUGGCAAAUUCAAAAAAGUGAGUUCUCCUCAGCGGACACAAGUUAAAGAUGAAGGAUUUCCUGUCCAAGGAUACGAAGACAUCUUGGUAGUUGGACUGGCAGUGUGUUGGGGUGGAAAAGAUGCCUACUAUAUCUCUUUGCAGCAGAUCCAAGACCAGACUGAUAUCAGUCUGAGUUUGGCACCCCCACCUUUGGACCAAAGCCUACCUGUGACAGAGAGAAUGAACCAUCUGCAGCUGUACCUGCAGAAGAAAACCAAGAAGAAGCGCUCACUUAUCAUGUAUGACUUCAUCCAGCACUACAAAACUCUGCUGAUGGCUUGUGGCAUCUCUUUGGAAGGAAGUUUUGAGGACCCAAAGGUUGCAUGUUGGCUGCUGGAUUCUGGCUCCAAGGAACAUACCCUUCACAGCAUGGUGACCAACUUUCUCCCCAGUGAGCUGCCCCUCCUGGAAGGAGUGGGCACGGGCCAAGGGGUGCAGAGCCUGGGGCUGAGUGCCAGCAGAGACCAGUCUGGGCGGUACAGAGCAGCCAUAGAGUCUGUGCUUGUCUUCAAUGUCAUGGACCAACUCCACAAGGAGCUAGAGAAGGAAAAUCUGACAGAUGUACUUUCUAAAGUGGAGAUGCCCACCCAUUAUUGCUUGGCUCUGCUGGAGCUGAAUGGCAUUGGUUUCAGCACAACAGCCUACGAAACCCAGAAACAAGUCAUGCAGGCUAAACUGAGCCAGAUUGAGACCAAGGCAUAUCAGCUGGCAGGGCACAGCUUCUCCUUGACCAGCCCUGAUGACAUUGCAGAGGUGUUGUUCCUGGAGCUGAAGUUGCCACAAAAUGGAGAUGUGAAAGUCCAAGGGAACAAGAAAACCCUCGGUUACACCAGAAGAGCAACUGCUAAAGGAAACAGGGUCAGGCUAAGCAAGCAGUUCAGCACAACCAAGGAUGUUUUGGAGAAAUUAAAGACACUUCACCCAUUGCCAGGGCUGAUAUUGGAAUGGAGGAGGAUCAACAAUGCCAUUACUAAAGUGGUGUUUCCACUGCAGAGGGAGAAGCGAUUGAAUUCUGCACUGGGAAUGGAAAGGAUAUAUCCAAUUUCACAGACUCACACAGCUACAGGUCGAGUAACCUUCACAGAACCAAAUAUCCAGAAUGUGCCAAGAGAUUUUGAGAUUGAAAUGCCAACUGUGGUUGAAGAAAGCCCCCCCUCCCAAGCCCAUGGAAAUUCUCGUGCUGCAUUGGGGGGCAGAUGCAGAAAGCGUUCCAGUAUUUUGCCUAAUGGACUAAAGGUUCAAGCUGCAAACAGAUCCGAAGAAAGAGGAAUGCCAUUUUCUGUUAGCAUGAGGCAUGCUUUUGUUCCUUUCCCAGGUGGCUUAAUCUUGGCUGCUGAUUACUCUCAGCUGGAACUGAGGAUCCUUGCUCAUUUGUCUUGUGACUGUCGCCUCAUUCAAGCCUUGAAUGGUGGCACCGAUGUCUUUAAGAGCAUCGCAGCCGAAUGGAAAAUGAUCGAUCCCGAAGCUGUUGGGGACAGGACCAGGCAACAAGCUAAGCAGAUCUGCUAUGGAAUCAUCUAUGGAAUAGGAGCAAAAUCUUUAGGCGAGCAGAUGGGGAUUGAUGAAAAUGAAGCUGCCAGUUACAUUGAAUCCUUCAAAUCGAGAUACGCAGGGGUUCAGAAAUUCUUGAGGGAGACAGUGCGGAGCUGCAGGAGGGAUGGGUUUGUGCAGACCAUCCUGGGGAGACGGCGCUACCUGCCAGCUAUCAAAGAUCCAAACCCCUACAGUAAAGCUCAUGCAGAGCGCCAGGCUGUGAAUACGACUGUUCAGGGAUCUGCUGCAGAUAUUGUCAAAACAGCCACUGUCAAUAUUCAGAGACGCCUGGAAGCUUUCUCCUCUGUGUUCAAGUCCCAUGGACAUCUGGAGAGCUCCUUCCAGAGAGAUAAAAGCGGAAGGCUGUUGAGGAGGAGAAACACAGGGAUGUUACAUCCCAUCAGAGGAGGCUUCUUCAUCCUCCAGCUGCACGAUGAGCUCCUCUAUGAAGUUGCAGAGGACGAUGUCAUCCAGCCAAUGCCAGCCUCUGUCAGCUGGCACAGCCUGGCACAAGGACAGAUGAAUGCUGCAGAAGGGGUAAGAGUUCUGUUUGUUACAACUGUUGACAGCCUUGUCCCUCAGUGCACACAGAAUUCCUACAGCAGCCCUGCACUGCCCUUGCCUGGCUGCUGCACCAGCAGGGAUGUGCCUGCCAAAAGAAACCCAGCUGGGAUGCAGUCCUGGCAAAGAGCUGUGGUCACUGGGAGUGCCUUGUGUUCAUGAUGGGAACCUGCAGGACCCAGCUCCUCACAGGGAGAGUCUGUCCCUUGGAGCUGCUGAGCAGCCUGCUCUGGUUGGUUCCCAUCUGUUUCUGCUCAGAGUGACUCAAAUGUGCAUUCAGCUGGCUGCUGAUACGGGGCACGACUUGCCCAGCCUUGGCAGCAGGAACUCACACCUUUGAUGUUUGCUGCAGCCUCCUGGUCCUUUUCCUCACAUGCAGACCACAAGCUUGUACUGCUGCUGCUUUCCUUUUCUCCUGGCUACUGGAAGCUGUGACAGGCAGGUGACAAAUAAUGACACUGGUAAUCUGAUCUGCUUUGGUCCUAUUGCCUUUCUCCCGUGCUGCUUGCAUUCCAUGGAGAGAGUUGUACAGAGCUGACAAGAGGGAGAGGGGAGCUCAGCACCUUUGGCUGGCAUUUGGAGCUUCUCCUGGCACAGCAAUUCAGAGGUGCUGCUGGGAAGAGCCCUUACACUCCUGCCCUUCCAGAGCUCACGCUGAAGUGGGAGGGACAGGAAGGGCUCUUGGCUGGCUGGUAGCCCUGCUCCAAGGCUGGUGACAUUCCAGCUGGUGUGGCAGUCAGGAGCCCCGUGUGAGCUCCCUGCAUGGGAACAUCAACUGGACGUGGGUUCUGUCCUGGUAGGAGCUGCUGGAGGAAGGAAGGUGACCAUCCCCACCCCAGCAACAACCACGACUGCAAUUUUUUUAUUCCUGAAUGAGAAAUGAAAACUCCAACCAAAGGCUUUAGACAAACCAUGCACCUCUGAAAUACUAUAAAGAAUGUAGGAGUAGAAGUUGGGGAAAAAAAGAGAUUACACCAACUAGUAUCAAUUCUUUCCUUUAUUUUCUUCCCCUCUGUUUUUUUAAUUUUAUUUUUUAUUUUUUGGUUGCUAAUGGGGGCACGAGACAGCCUCACUUUAAGAUGCCUUAGCUUUGUGAUACUGAUUUAGGAUACCUGUGGAAACAGGACAUGGUUAGCACACGAGUGUGUGGUUCACCCCAGAUCAGCCUUCGUUCUGAGAGACAGGUAAUGACUCAUUAACAAACCCCACACAUUCUCAGCCCACAUUUCCUUGACACUGAAUCUGAAUAUUUGCUGCUAUUUAAAAAAGUACAACGUUUGAUUUGUUGAUUUAAUCACAAAACAAAACACAUGAAUGGAAACACUCAUUUACGUGACUAUUGCUUAUACACCUAAGAGGAGGAGUUGGCUGCCAAUGUCCACACGCAGUUCCUUCAUGAGAGAGAGUGUGCUCUGACCAGAGCCUGCCAGGGCAAAGAAACAUUCAAGACUGAAAUAUGCUGUGCUUGAAUUCACCUUUGGGCUAUGGGAAAGGAUGGAUGGGGCAGGGCCUGGGCUAUUUGAUGGGCAUAAUUAACCAAAAACUGGGGCUUUGCCUGUGCUGCCACACACACAGUUUGUGUAUGAAGGAGGGCUGAGGCUGGAUGCAGCUCUGAAGUGGUUUCUAUUGAAAAAAAGAGCUUUCUAUGCCCACCUGCAUUAUGCACACACUAUGGUGUGAAAGGGAUUCUGGAAAAGGAGUAUAAACUGUUUUAGAGGAGAUUUAUGUGAUAAUUUUAUACAAUACAUGUAGUAAAUAGAGUAUUUUUGUUACACAUUUUUGUAACAAUCCUGGUGUUGUGGGAAAUGACUAAUUAAUGUAGACAGAACUGUAGAACUGAAAAAAACUUAAACCCCCUCCCCCCAGGUAAUUACAGAAAACAAAACCUGAUUCUCAAAAUUUCAAUUGUCAUGUCUUUUAAUUCAAUGCUUGCAACUGAAGUUAAAGAUCUAGGAAGAGAUUUAAUUUUUUUAUUAAUAAAUAAAGUAGCUUGUACUUCAUUGAAGACUUGCCAACUCUGCAGACUUAUAAAUAAUCUAAUUUAAUGCAUUUUUUUCUGUCUAUCUACAGCACUAGACAUAAGAUUACAAACAUCUGAUCAAACCCAAAGGUGUGUGUGCUGUUGGAAGUUCUGUGUAACUGGUUUUGGAUCUGAUUGUGACAGAGCUCCUGGAGAGAAGAACGUGAGAGAACAAAGUAUCUAAAUGAACAAACAGCAUUUUAAACAGAACUAAUAUUUCCAGCCAAUCUGGCCUGGUGUAGCAGAGGAUUGCGAGGCUGAAGAGACAUCUAAGCUUGGGAUUUUGCUUGAGGUGGUGCUGUCUGAGUGGGAAAGGUGAAAGCACAGAAAGAUUUCAACACCCAGUGACAGCCAAUGUCCUUGAUUUUCCUCCAGCCAGUCACAGUCCUGCAGUCUUUCUCAGAGUCAGAUGCUGUGCUCCUCUCUGGGAAUGCUGCAGCUCCAUGCCUGUCACUGACAGCCUUGAGCAGUGUGCAGGGCAAGCCUUGCAAAAAUCCCACACUCCCCCUCAUUUCACAAUAAAUCACCCAGGCAAGAGUUUUUCCUCCCUCAUUGAACUUUUUAAGUGAUGGGUUUUUUCCACAUACAUGGUAAAUCUUGAUAGAAAGCAUUUAACAGUGUGCACUAACAAACUUAUACAACAUGUACAUUACAUAUAUAUAUAUUAUAUAUAUAGAAUGUUCUAUAUACAAACAUAUACAUCUUUUUAGAUCUCUACAGACUACAAGAAAAUUGAUAAUUAUAGUCACAAGUGGUGAACUUAACAGAAAUGGUAAUUGGUAACUGUCUGGAAAUAUGUAAAAUAUGUAAGAGUGGAAAGCUGUGACCUGAUGGGGAGUACUAAAGAAAAGUUGCUUAAAAGUUUAGCAUUAAAAAUUGUAAGUUUGAGGGCUGCUAAAUUCUCAUUUCUCUGUUGCAUAAAAAUGCAAAUGGAAAUCUACUGGCAGGUUUUUUUUUUCACCCUGGUGUUAAAGUAGAGACUGUUUGUUGGCAGCCAGAGUCAGCUGGGCCUUGUGUAAAGACUUGUUGAGGACACUUUUCUCUCUGGGUGAGCUGCAGUGAUCAGCAGUCAGAAGCUGCUCUUAAGUUUUCUUCAAAGAUCCCACAAUUCCAAUCAGCCUCUGGGGCUGCUUCUGACUGCCACACACCAGGGCAGAAUGGAAAAUAAGCUGGCUGCUGGACAUUUUGAAUGCUGCCCCAAAUGAUUUUGUUGCUCAGAGACCAGUGGGUUUGGAUUAUAGGCCAGAGCACAGGCCCAGUGAGUACAGGUUUGAACUGAAGAUCAACUUGCCAUAAUGCUCUCCUUUAUUCCUCAUUCUUGAUGCCUGCUUAGAGCAGUGCUUCCUCACAGGCACCAGUGGUUGCUUCUGUGACCCAGCCCCUGGAAGGAAUUCCCCAACCCAGUUCCUAUUGGCAUCAGAUUUGGUUUAUCCUUACACACAAACACACAGAGGAAUCCUCUUGGGUCACGGGCAACUCCAAUUCCUUAGCUCUCUGCAGAAGCCCAGGCAUUACUCAGGCACUGACCUUUUCCCCUGCAAGUUUCUACAGUUCUGACAACAUAGAGCAGUUUCUCCUGUGCUAGAGAAACUUGUGGAGUCUCAUUCCCAGUUGAGCUAGACCUGUCAGGGCCAUCACUUUGAUUCUGGCUACAGCAAAAUGUAAAAAUCCUGUAAAUCAUGAAAUUCUGUUCUGCCACAAUGGGAAUUUAAAACUUAACACCUCAAACCUCUUCCAAGCCUUCAGCUUGUGCAGUGGGCCAAUUGUGAGGCCAGACUUGUGGAUGGUACAACUUCCUGGGCUGUAUUUUAUUGUAGGUAAAGGAAGAAGAAGGAAAAGGUGUUUUUGAGAGGGACCAUAUGAACACUGUGAUGAUACAAACACCAGUGAAAUUAAGGUCUAGGUGGGAGUGGGAUGAUGCCUGUCUCCAUCAAUGUCCAUUGAAGAGACAGAAGAUGUUACACUUGUUCAAAAGAAUAAUUUUAAAGGCUGUUUUUCCAGCUUUUCCUCACUUCCUUUUUUUCUAAUUUGAAACUAUGUCCAGACACAUGAAAACAAGCCUUCAGUGCCUUGUUUUCAGCCCAAUCUUGGAAAAAUUUCUAACCUAACAGUUGACUUGUGUGGCAGUGAGUCUUGUAGGACAGGGUGGAGCACUCCAGCAGGACAGGCAAUGAAUCCAGCUUACUGUUCUCUCCUGUGGCUGCAGGUUGCAGAGUUUCCUGCAGCAUUCACUGCAAAAACCAAACAAGCCACUCUGAAGCAGAAGCAAAUUACUUUUAGCAGUGUGAGCAGAGGACAAAUUGCCACUCACCCAUGGUGUCACUUUAUAUCUGUGCUCCAUACAUAUGUUGACAAUGGUUUUCCAUGCUCCUCCCUGGCCCACUGUGUUGUGUUCCUGCUCCAAUCUCCCUUUCUGUCUCAGGUUUUGGGGGGGUUUCUGUGCAGGCCCCCUCGUAAUUUCAGCUGAGCACUUAAGCUGCUCUGCAAGCUGCUGAGCAGCCUCUGUGAGCAGUGUUUGAUGGGAAUGUGGUUUCCCAUCUGGCCUUUCCUAACUUGAAGAAAUGCUUUCCAAAGCUGUUUUUCUAUUCCUGCUACUGGGAAAUAAGGCAACCAAGUGAUACAGACUCCAUGGGGAUGAAAAGUGCCACAGCCCCCCUUCAAGGACAACAGAUGAAUCUAGAGCACAUUUUAAAUGUAUAGAUUUGGAUGAUGUUUCAUGUGCUCUGAAUUGCAAAUAAACCAUCUAUGACAUAUCUUAAUGAUCUUGUUAGAUAGUGCCUGUCCAGCUACCUGCAAAAUCGUUACAUUUUGGGGAUAGGAUUUUAAAUUUAUUUAUUUUUCUGGUAGGAGUUAAAGAGCAUUGCCUUGAGCAAGGCUUUUCAAGGGAAAUAAAUAGCUGAUAAGAAAAUGCAGCUCAACUCAUUUUUAUGUGGAGAACAGUAGCAAACAUGCUUGAAAUGUCCUGGCUUUUUAUAAUGUAACUUUUAAAAAAUAAAGAUUUUUGUAAUUUAAGGUGUUUUUUCUUUUUCUUUUUUUUUUCUUUUUUUUUUUUUUUUUUU
Messenger RNA from Passer domesticus (house sparrow), 12901 nucleotides. It is a transcript of the gene POLQ, whose product is annotated as DNA polymerase theta. Gene Ontology annotation, biological process: double-strand break repair via alternative nonhomologous end joining; DNA-templated DNA replication. Gene Ontology annotation, molecular function: ATP binding; DNA binding; DNA-directed DNA polymerase activity. The coding region runs from base 83 to 7984 and encodes 2633 amino acids. The record is from RefSeq and is a predicted model, not a curated record. The transcript is spliced from 30 exons. NCBI's taxonomy places the organism in Eukaryota, Metazoa, Chordata, Aves, Passeriformes, Passeridae.